Caenorhabditis auriculariae is the source of this 18456-nucleotide messenger RNA. Lineage: Eukaryota; Metazoa; Nematoda; Chromadorea; Rhabditida; Rhabditidae. The record is from the annotation of a GenBank genome assembly.
AUGAACCCGCGGCUUCUCGCCAACGCCGCCGUUGUCGUUUUUUUGUCGCGUUCGUCGUCAAUUUAUCCAAUUCUUUGCCGUGUUCUUAUCAGGUAUAUAUUUUUGUUCUUAUUGUCAUUAUUAACUUCAGUUUUUCUUCCAUUCGGAACUUUUAAAAAAAAUAUCUUUUUUUGUUUUUUUAUAUCGAUCCGGACUUAUUAGUUUUUUUCCCUGCCUUUUUGCUGAUUUUUUUCCCAAGAAGUAAAAAUUGAAGGUUCUUAUUCAGUUGGAGGAUGGUAAUGGUACCUGGUUUUUGUGUUUUUGAAUUUUUCCCUGAUCCCUCAUUUUUCCUACCUUCUGUGAGUGAUAUCAAUGAUUAGGAAUCAUUUUUUUCAACUUUUAGCGCUCAUAACUUUUUUUCUUCCUUCAUGUUUUAUUUUUAUCCCGAGGUUAUUUUAUAGUCAAAACGAGAUUUAAAAAUGAAAAAUUGCGAGCACUUCCUCUUCUAAAAAAAAUCAAAAAAAUAAUUUUUUUCGACUUCCUUACAAGGACGGUCAUUUUACUUUACGGUUGAGAUUUCGCUGAAAGUUGGCCAGGAAACUCCUAAAUGUACCAGAUGAAGAUUCUGAAAGUCUCCACCUGCAAAAACUUCAAUAUCUUGAAAAACGACACCUCAGAGUCGAAGAAAAUCCUCAAAACAGCCUAUUUUGUAUUUUGAGCCCUUAUUUCUCGAAAACUGGGAAGUUUUACAGGUUGAGACUUUCAGAAUCUUCUUCCGGUACAUCAAGAAGUGUUCUGGCCAAAUUUCGAGGAAUUCCCAACCGAAAAGUAAAAUUACCUUGUAGGAUGCUUGAUUUUGAGUUGAUCCUCAGAAUCAGGCUCCUAAAAUGGUUCAAUUUUGGGCUCUUUUUUUUUGAAUUUAUUUUUUUUAUUAUUCUUUAUCUCUGGAUCUCCCUCUUCGAACUAAAGUUUGAGCAAAACUAGAAUCAUCUAAUCGCGAAGGCCAACAGAGAAAUCGAAUCAAACGCUUCAAACUAUAUAAUUUCCCGCCGAGGCGAUUCCCCCCAUCAAAUAGCCCCUAAUUAGGCGCCCAAAUAAGCGGCUGGCUGGUGGCUGGGAACAAAAUCCGAGUUGCAAACAAAUACGAGGCGAUAGACACAGAGAGAAUGCGCUCCAACGAUGAUGAUGACGAUGGACAAAAGUUGGAGUAGCAUCAAAUUACGGUAUUGUCGCGCGCGUGCAUUGUGUGCAAACACCGUAUCGAAUCGCCGCUCUCGCGAGCAGAUUAAUUGGUUUUUGUUUCUGUUCUCCGGGUCCUGAUUCCAUUGUUCUUCGGAAGAAAUCACGACAAACAGGGGGAAAAUCAGAAAUUUUAUUUUGAACGCGGGAAAAUUUUAAGGCAUACGGAUUUUAAAAGAGCUUUUGACAUAGAACAGAGCCAUCGAACGGUUUUAUCAUGAAUUUUUGAUAUUUUGAGAAGAAAUCCGUCAAAAAAAUAAUGGCAAAAAACGGUAGCGGCAAAAAGAUUCGAACCUUCGACAUAGGCUUCGCAAGCUAGCGCGCUAGCCACUGCGCCACGACCAUAGCUGUCGUGCCGCGUAGAGAUCCCUUCCAAACAUUGUCACGUGUUUAAGGAGGAAAACUUAAAAAAAUCAUAUCUCCAAAACGAAAAGUUUGUACAGAUAGCGACUAUGGGGGAUCGAUUCCCAGCUCACCAAAGAUUUUUUGAGCUAAUUUAUAAAAAAUUCCGAACCCUACGCAAAAAUGACCUUUCAUUUGAAAGGGUAUUAAUUUUGACAAGUUUAUGAUGUAAUUUAUGUGAUAAAUUUAUAGAUGAAUCAUCAAAUAAUAAAUAAAGUGUGAUUUUCCUGAAUAUUUUUUUUUCUGUUUUUCUACCAUUUUCCUAUACAAAUAAAGACCCUCAAAAGUGCAGAUUCUGAUGAAAUUUUGCAAACUUGGCCUUCAUGUCUUCUAUUUCUUGUGAGACCUAUUUAUUUUUGAGAAGUGCAGAUUUGACAUUAUUCCUUUUGAACCCUUACUCUAACAAAACGACGUAUUUCGAAAAAAAAAAACCGCAAAAUUCAUUGAUCAUUUGCCUUGAAAACUGCAAUUGCAUGUUCUCUCAUUGUAUUGUUUCCAACGAAAGUUGUUUUCGAUUCUUUUUCGCAAUUUUUUUUUCAAAUUGAUGGUGGAACCGGGAACCGUUUGAUUGAUGUUAAAGGUUCUGAAUUUGGAACGCAGACAUUUACGGGGAAAUUUUUUUCUUUUCGACGGCAUUAACCUAUUUUCUCUUUCUGAUAUCGUUUUCUGAAAAUGGGGGAGUUUUUUGGCGUCUUUCAUCACUUUUAUGGAAUUAGAAAAAAAAUCAGAGGAAUACAUUUUUGAUUAUUGAAUACCUCUUAUCUUUAUGUUUGGAAAGAGAUAGAUAAAUAGUUUGAAAAAGCCUUUUUUUAAAAUUUUUAUCAUGGAUUGUUUUAAAGGAGUAUAAUCCAUUCGCAACAUUUUUAUCAGUCUGAUUUCUCUGCAACUCUCUUCUAUUUACGUGUUGUUUUCAAUUUUCCAUGACCUAGGGAGAGAAAAGAGGGCGCAGAGUGGUCAGAAAUUUUUUUUGAAGUUGUGACGAAUUCUGUACAAAUUGAAGUUUUGCCCAAAUUUCCUCAGAAAUCUCAAAAUUCCCCUUUCUUUUUCACUUUUUUAAAAUCAAUUUUGAGACUCUCUGAAAAUGUUUAUAAAAUAAGUUUUGAGAACCAAAACUUUUUAUUCAUGUAUUUUUUAAAUUCAAAUUUGAAUCUCAGUCCCCCCGCGUCGAAGAUGUCCUGUUCGAAGUUCCAAUCGGCGAGCCGGAGCCCUCAAACGGGAGAUUCGCCAGAGCCGCUCCAAAUGAACCGGUCAAAUUCGCUCCACUGCGAAUCCACCUUCACUAUGAUGAGAGUGUCCGGAAGCUGAGUGCCGAGAAGCAGUUAUUUGUCAAUGUAUUCUUAUAAAAAACAGUAUGUUUGUUGAAUAUGGAGUUUUGAGAGCUCAUUGCUACCGGAAGCAGCGGGGUACUGGGAAAAUGUGCUGAGAGUGAGGCCCGUCACGUCGCCGAUCCGGUUGAGAAGGUGAUUUUUUUUUUCAAAGUUAUUGGUCAAAUAAUGACCAUAUGUUCGAUGUGAUAGAAUGAAUGACUGUUAGGGAAUUUUCAGAGCAGCUGAAAAUCAAAAUAGCUAUAAAGGUUACUGAGAAUGUGACCCGAAGAAAAGAGCCCCAAAAAAGUGAACUUUUCGUUGAAUUUUUCGGUGCACCCCGUGUUGGACCUGGAUAUGUUGCAUCCCUGGGAACCGUUUGGAAAAAAAGUAUUCUUCGAGCUACCGUAAGACUGAAUAAUAAAACUAUAGACAACUGUGUCAAAAUAUCAUGAAUCGCUACGAAAUCAGUACCCUAUAGAAAAAAAAAAAUCAAAAAGACCCAGGCAAAGCGCGAAAAUAGUCGAAAAUCCUCGCCUUUGGUCAUUUUUAUUUAGGCAAAAACUCUGUCAAAAUGUAAUUUAUUGAUGGAGCCAAUGAGACUGCUCCAAAUUGCCGUUAUUUUUGGAAAGGUCCAGUUGAAAAUGGAAUUUUGGAAGUCUAAAAAAGAAAAGAAGUUUUUUGAGAGGUCGGAUAGCUUCUGAAGAGUUGGAAAAAAUGAAAUGACCCCCCUAGACAAAUUUUCUUUUUUUCAGAAAAUGCGUCUCCUCGUUCUACUACUACAAGCACGGGAUGCAGAACGUGGCCUGCGACAAGGCGUGUCGUGACGUCACGACCUGCGGAGAAGCCGUCAUCCCGCUGGAGCACAUGCUCCAGUGCAUGUUCUGCAUCUCGUCGGACGACUGUCGCACUUCUGGCGAACAAGGCGCCGGAGUCGCAGAAGCGGACUUCGUUCUGUACGUCACCGCUGUCAACACCAAGCGGUGCGACGGCAUCGACACCCUCGCCUACGCGGCUCAUUGUCAGCAGGAGGUCGAGUUCGAUCGGUGAGUUUGAUGGCCGAAAAAUGAGGAGUCUUUAAAAAAUUAAUGAAAAGUAGGAAAUGCAAAACUCUAAAAUCAGAUCUUGUGCGUCGGGCUGGACGUCCUGAACCGGCAUGGGCUUUGAGAUUUUUUGAAAAAGCCUGCGGGUGAUCAGAUCAGUCCUGAAUUUGAAUAAAAUUUUCAAAUUCCACCAGGAAUUUCCUAGCUCAAGCUUCCAACCCAAAAUAUUUUUUACCUGGUAAGUCAUAGUUUCUGAUGAUAUUUAAGUGAAAAAAAUAACCAAAAAAAGGGAGUUUUUUUCGUGGAAAAGUCUGGCGGGGGGGCUAACGGUCCGGUCCUCACACAGGCCUUAUGCUGAUCCGAACCUUUUUUUACUGUGAGCCCAUUGAAAAUUUUUAAAAAUAAAAUUAUUCCUCGAUUAAACCACUUCGAAUUCCAGACCCAUCGCUGGCCAUGUCAACCUGUGUCCCUCAGCAUUGUCAACUCACAAACACGACCAAGAAAUCCUCGUUUCAACCGUCAAACACGAAAUGUUACACGCGUUGGGCUUCAGCGUCGGUCUUUACGCCUUUUUUCGCGACGAAAAUGGAAAACCGAGAACUAAGAGGUAUUGAUUACGGAGAACCAGACAAAAGAGCUUAUGCCGUGUUCAAAGCAAUUUCCGUCGAAUUCAAAAUCAUUUCUAACUCUCCAAAAUUUAGUUUUCUUUUUCAUUCUCUAACGGCUUCUUUUAGUUUUGCGAAAAUGAAUUUGAACAAGUCAUAAAGAAUAAAUUUCCGAAAAAAUUUUCAUUCGUUGGAUAGUGCGCUCUGCGGCGAACGUAGGUCGAGUAGAGGGGAAUUUUAUUUUUAAUUUUUUUUUUUAGAUUUUUUUUUUAUAGUUUUCCUUUUGGUUUUCUUCGUAAUUACAGUGUUCUUCUAUUUGUUUAAUGUUUAAUUAAGAAAAAAGGGUAUUUUUCACUGUUAAGUGCGAAACCCGUUUCAUGUUUAUUCAGUCAAUUUUAGAAAAAAAGAAAAAAAUUUUUUUGAAAAUUUGUUUUUUUGAACUUAAAUUUUUUUAGUCCUAGCAAAUUUUUUUGUUUUAUGUUUGUGGAAAAAUAAAGUUAUCCUUUCCAAAGUUUUUAAAUUUUCAGAAACCGAUAUGGAAAGCCGACUUCGUUAAAUAAGCAACUAGGCUAUUAUGACUGGGAUAGCAAUACGAUUUCGACGGUUUUGCGGGAAGAUUGGUGGACUGGCGAGGGGAAGGUAAGUAAAAAGAAUAGAUUAACCUAUCACUCGGGUAAAGUCGGAAUGCUGGAUAAUGCCCUCCAAAAGGGAGAGGCUCAAAAAAGGCCGCAGAAAGGCAGCAAAAAGGCUGCAAAAAGGUUGCAAAAAGGCUGCAAAAAGGCUACAAAAAGGCUGAAAAACGGAAGCAAAAAGGCUGCAAAAAAGGCCGCAAAAAAGGCUGCAAAACGGAAGCAAAAAGAGACCCUUUAUCUAGGGACCGCAGACGAAUUUUCAAAAAAUUUUUUUCAGCAUUGAGCUUUGUAUGGUUCGAUAGCUGUUUCGAUUCAAAACUCAGAACCGUUUAGUUUUUUUCAAAAAAAGAUUGAGGAUGAAAAAAAGUUAUGACGGAAAAUGUGGCGCGCCGCGCACCAUUUUUUUAGUACUGAAAUUUUGGUAUUAUCCAUUUUUUUGACAUUUUUUUCUCGAUUUUUCCUUCUAGAACAAGUUUUUGAUACUGGUCUAUUAUGAUGUAAAAAAAUCAUAAUAGAGUGCUAAAAUGAUGCUAAUCAGCUAGUUUGCCAAAAAAAGUCUGUAUUUUUGCAGAAAACAAAAAAACUGGCGCUUGCGGGCAUCGAACUCGCGACCUCAAAAUGAAAAAAAUCGGAGCGCACGCGCUGCGCCAAGCUGUUAGGUCCAGCGCGGGGAGCUUCCAUCCGCCUUACCCCUUGAGCCGUUUAAAUAGCACAGAUUGCCUAUUUCAAAAAUAAAAAUUUGAAGUAAUUUAGCUAUUUUUUUAUCAGAAUAUGUUCGCAAAUCUUUACUCAAACUUUUUCGUGGAAAUUCACUUCGAAAAAAACUGUUUUUUUAGUGCUUUUUGCCUCGUUUAACGAUCGCUGCAUUAAAACGGCCCCGUAAAUUUUUUUGGCAAAGACGAAUUUUUUUAUUUUUAUUCUUUUUAAUUGAAAGAUUUUUUUACUAAUAAAUGUAUAUAAUCGUUUGAAAAAAACCUGCGUUCGAUCGCUUUCUGUGUGAUAAACGCCGCUAAUUUUUAUUCUCUAGUUUCAAGAGCAUUUUUUUGCGUAUUAAACAACUUUUUUUCAAGCAAAGAUGCUGUAGAGAAAUAUUUAAGUAAGCUCAUGAUCUAAAUUUUGAAAAAACGAAAACUCGAUUAUAUUCGCUUAUUAACGAUAUUUUGAUUUAUGACUUUCGGCGCUCCCUAAAUUUUUUGGCAAAGACGAAUUUUUUAUUUUAUUGUUUUAAAAUUACCGUUACUUGAAUCAAAAUCAUUAUUUAAAAAAAGAAAGAGUGCGUUCGACCUAAAAACACUUGAAAAAGCAAAAAACGAUAAAAAAUUUUUAGUUCCAUUCACGUUUUUGUACGACAUUCCGCGCGAACGCAUCAAAAAAACGUGAAAUAUUUUUUAAACGAAAGAGGAAGCUUUUCUGUACAUGUGUGUCAAAUUUUAUUCGCCAGUUCCACAUAUUUUACAACUACAACAAAAUGAAAGUUGAAAACCAAAAAAAAGCCACUUUUUCUAUCGCGAAAAGGGGCGUGGCUUUGCGGUCCCUACCUUUAUCGAGCCUCACAUUUUGCUGGCUCGAGAAGUGGUGGAGAAAGAGAGAGGCAGCAAAAAUGGUGCACAAAGGCUGAGAAAAUGGCGCAAAAAGGCAGAAAAAAGGGAGCCUUCAUCACCCUAAAAAGAAAAUUUCUAUGGACCUUUACGGACCCUCAAAGGCUCCUUCCGAUUUUGCCUAUGUUACAAGUUCGAAGUUCGAAUGAUGCAGCUUUUUUUGUCGUUCCAUCAUAAACACUGUGAAUUUUUCAGGUAGUCCAUCCGGUCCACAUGAUGGUGACGCCGAAAGUACGGGAAGAGGCUCGAAAACACUUCAAAUGUGACAAAUUGGAAGGAGCUGAACUGGAGAACCAAGGCGGCGAUGGAACUUCCUUGACGCAUUGGGAGAAACGCGUUUACGAGGUCCGUUAGGGAAACUCGAAGUAAGAAUCAAGUGGAAAUGGACUUAUUGAUAGCUUAGAAGGGUUUCAAAUAUCAGGCUCUCAAACGAUCUUGAGUGAUCUUUUUUUUCCCUGACCUGCUUUCUUCGACAAGACUCGCAUUAUUUUUAAAAAAACAUAUUCUGAAAGCUUGAAAAAAAUAACUCGUAGCAAAAAAACCUGUAAUAACCGGCUUUUUUUCUAUCGAAUAUUCUUAAUGUUUCAAGUAUCAUUCCUUGCGAGAAGUUUGAGGCUAUUUCAUUUUUGUCAUUAAUGUUACCGGACCUGAAAAGAAAAUAGAAAUUUGCAUUCAUUUAAAAAAAGUUUAGGGUAGACAUUUGUGCUUAGCUGAUUUUUCGUUAUCACUUGUUGCUUUUGAAUACCAGAAAUAAUCGUCAUAAAACUAUUUUACUGGUCAAUCAACGAGUCUCUUUCCAUCAAGGAACGAGAAAUAAAAUUCGACGAGGAAGGUAAUUUAAGUUUGCGGUUGGUACUUUCUUGAAAAUUGGUCCGUAAACUCAUUUUUUUCUUACUAGAAAAGGUCUGAAAGUCUCAGCCUGCACAACUUCUUAGUUUUCACGAAAUAAGAGCUCAGAGUCCUAAAAUGGCCAUUUUAACAGAUUUUGAGGUUUUCCUUUUUUUUUUCAAAGGGUUCUUUAUCGUAAACUAGGGAGUUGUGUCUUCAUCUGGUUCAUAAAUGAGUGUUCUGGCCAAUUUUCAAGAAUUUCUCAAUCCCAAAUUUAAAUGAUCUUUAUUGUCAAAUUCAAGUGAACUCGUUAAGGAUCAGUGAAUACAUCCAUCAUCAUUUGAGCCUUCAGAACGAAGCGAUGACCGGGACUCAUACCCAGAACCCAGUUUACUCAAGAUUAACACUGGCCCUUCUCGAAGACAGUGGAUGGUACCAGCCGAAUUAUGAGUAAAAAUCGACUUUUCUUCAAAAAAAAAAAUGUGGAAGUUCAGAGUUGCUGAAGAACUGCACUGGGGUCGCCACCUUGGCUGCGAUUUCGCGAUGAAAAGCUGCGGAGAGUGGAUUUUCAAGAAGAAAUCGAGGUGAAUCAAUCAGUUUUCCUUGUGAAAUUGGUCUUGAGAAGAUCAAAAAAGACAGUGGCAAAUAAUAAGAGGGUUUAAAAUAAGGAGAAAAAGAAUUUAGACAUGUUGGCGGUAAUAACAGGACAAUAUGACGAUUUUUUUAUGGGCAUUAUCCCAUUUAUAAGUUUGGAGAGUCAAAAUUAGGUUUCCUUUGAUUUCAAGUACCUCUUCCUGAAAAUGCCUUUUUUUCACAGCAUUUGGACCACUUUUCAAGCAUUUUCUGAGCUUUUUCAAUUUUUAAACAAGGUUUUAGUGCAAUAAGUAACAAUUAAAUGGAGAAUUUGGUGCACUUCUUGAUGAUAUUCGUACUGAAAUUGGAGCAAUAACUGAAAAAAAAUUGAUUUUUUUCUUUUUUUGCUGCUCAAAAAAACAAAUAAAAAGUAUUUCAGGCAAGAAGAUCCGUACCCGUUUUGCAGCGAGAUCAAGCACGACGGACGGAAAUCAUUGGCAAUAACUCGGUUUACCUGAAAAACCCGGAAAAUAUCCCAUUUUUCGGCUUCAGAUGCACCUCUCAACGGGAUUCCCUGGCGCUCUGCAACCUGGUCCCAUUCCAAAAAGAACUCCCACCUCAGUUCCGGAAUUUCGAACGGCUGGAUGGAGUGAAUGUCGUCGGCGUGAAACAUUAUGGCGGUUCCGUCGAGCUGGCCGACUUCUGUCCCUACAGCCAGGAGUUCGAGUGGAAGAUGAACAACUCGACGGAGCGAAGGGACUCGAGAUGCGAGCUGGAGGGCAACAACAACGAGGGCGAGCAGGUCCUGGAGGUCUACGGCCAGGCCUCCCGGUGCUUCGAUUUCCCCAAGCCCUGGACCGAGAGGAAGUGCGGCCGCGUCCGGAGCUUGUCCCACUACAUGGCGGGAUGCUAUGAGGUGAAAAUCUGGUUUAUUAAAGAAGAAGGGUUACUUUAAAGAGAGAAACGGUAGGGAAAAGUACCUGAAAAAAAAACGGGCGGGACAUUAUGAGCUAGAGAGUUGGUUUAUAAUAGAAAAGGGGUUGAUUCUGAGCAAGAAACGGUAGAUUAAAAAACGGGCGGGAUGUUAUGAGGUGGAAAAAAGGUUAAUUUUGAAACGGUAGAGUAGAGUAUCUGAAACUUUUCGUCUAAAUUAGAGAACAAAUAUAACCUUACGUCUCAUAAAAAAUUUAACUGGACAUCAUAUUGACUGAAAAAUUAGAAAAACUUAUUGAAAAAAUUACAAAAUCCACGAUUUAAUGAAAAAUGAACAAAAAUGACAAUUUUCGCCCAACUUUUGCAACGUGGUAUUAUACGCCAUCGACACAUAAUGGCGCGGCUCAUUCCAUCUCAGAGCCCUGGAGGAAAAAUGACCUGUGAGAAAUGAGCAUCUGAGAAAAUUGAGCAUCCGAAAAUUGAUUUAAAAAUGCGUUUUUCGAGACAACAUAGGAAAACUAGGUCCUAGGUAACGCAAAGAACGUUUCUGAGCAUUUUUAAUGACGUGAAAACUCUUAAGUGAUUACUUGGAAUGCUCAGAAACGCUCAGGGCACGACCGCUUUACAAGGUCCGAGUAUAGAAAACUUAAUUUUUUUUUUGCUUCGUUUGCCUUAGAUUCUCUCGGAAAAAAGAAUCAUUCUAAAUGACAAUAGGAACUUCACUAUGAAAAAAUCAAUCUUCAUUUUUUGAUGGCCAACUUUUCAGCACCGUUGCGUGAAUGAAACUCUUCAAAUCUCGGUCUACAAUAGCAGUAAAUGGUACGAUUGCCAUGCCGAAGGACAACUGGUUCACAUCAAAAGGGUACAUUUUUAAUCCUUAAAAAACAUGACCUUUGAGAAUAGGAUCAUGGUCAAUGAAAAGCUUCAAAAUGAGUUCGAAAAAAUUUAAAAACUAAAAUUCAAGAGCGACUCAGCUUGAUGAGUUGAAUAGAGGGUUAGUAAAAAAGCUUUUCUUCUAGCUUGAAACUUUUUUUCGAAGUUUGAAGUUAGAAAUUUUAUUAAUCUAGUUUUCUAUAGCUGAUUCACCACAGGCAAAGUCCAAACGACCUCAAAAAGAAGAGCCUCAAGCUCCUUUUUUAGCUCCUAAAAAGUGUCAAAAGUUUCUUUUUUUAAGGUCUUUUUUUCCGAAAAUCCUUUCGAGACCUUUUGGACUUUGCUUGUGACUGGAGCCAUCUAAAAAGGGUCCUGACACGAUAAGAAAAGAGAGUGCAUGGCUGGUGGAGAGCGCAGACAGGCCACGCCCCAAGCUAGCAACGAAUCGAAAAAAAAAUCUCAAAUUAUGUUUUUUACUUUUUGAGUUCAAAAAAUAUCACAGAAGGAUCAAUUUGAAAGAAUCCGAAUUUAAACUUCGGAUUUUUUUAAAUUUUGCAGUGACAAAAAGGCCAGUUUUCAGGUUGUCGACGGCUGGCUCCGAGAAGGCUCCAUCAUGUGUCCAUCCUGCGACUUUUUCUGCGAAAAGUGUGAAACUCCGUCUUCCAUCCCGACUUAUAUCGGAGACCCGGAAAUCGACGAGCCCUGUACUGCACCCAAUCACUUCCAAUACAUUGCCUUGAUAGUCAUUUUAUCAAUAAUUAUCCUAAAUUGAAGCUUAAAAAAAGCAUCCUGUUGAUGAAAUACCGGUUUUUCUCGUAUAAUUCUGAUAGAACCGCUGCUAACGUGUCAUUUUUUGUAUUUAUCCAAUUCAUUUUUCGCUUGGGUAGGAAAAUUAUGAUUUUCGCGUCAAGAUAUCUUUUUGAGUGGCUGUCUAUGCGCCUUUAACUUUUUCGUUGAUUAUUUUUUAUUUUCUGUUUUGAUUUUGAAUUUAAAGUGAUGACGUCAUUCGAAAACGCUCUGUGGAUGGCUCGCUCUCUGAUUGGUUUAUCGAGCCAUUAUGGGCGGAGCUUGAGCGACUUGAAAUACAAAAUUUGAGCAGAAUUUAGGAAAUGCUGAAAUAUAAGUGAUUUGAAAAUGGAUUCAGAAAACUCGAAAUGAAAAUCCCGGAAGCUUUUCAAAUAUUCCUUCGUUUUUAGUGCCCCUUUUUAACGAGAAAAUUUUAAAAAUCACUCUAAAAAGCUAAAAUUUAAAGGCACAUGGCACGCGCUUCGAGGAGGCUUUUGACACGAAAUUGAUUUUUUUUUUCCCCAAAAAAGUGACUAAUGAACUAUACUUUUCUGUAAAUAAUAAUAGUUCAUUUUCCAUUUUAUUUAUCAGAUCCACUUUUCCGUGCCUUUGCGGGUUCACUUUCACUGACCAAAUUUUUCUCCUUUCUUGAAUUUUUCUUUCAUUUUCAGGGAUUCAGCCCAGUUUCUGUCUUUUCCUGACCGGUUCCCAUGUCUUUCUUGCUUUGAAAUUCAUUUUUAAAAAACAUUUUCUGAGUCAUUUGCCGGUGUUUUUCCGCUAAUAAAUGUUGCUUCUCAAAAAAAAAAAGUUUUGUGUGGGAAUUUUUGUGCUAAUUAGUCUGAAUCAUACUUGUAAUGAAGAGAAAGGUUUGCAGCUUUUUUUCCAGGGAAAAGAUUGGUUAAAAAAAUAUGACGUCAUCAAUUAUGGAUCUGACGUCACGCUUUAAGGUUUUUGUCUUGGAAAUAAUAUAUUUUUUUCAUGAAAUUAUUCAAAAAAAUCGGUUCUUUUUUUAUCUUUCCGAAUAAAAUAAACGAUUUGAAAAAAAUUUGAAGCUCUAACAAUCUUCACGGGAAAAAAACUUUUACUUGAGUAAAAAAAUUUAUGAAAUUUUUGUGACUUUUUUUCGUGAACUUCCAGAUUUUUUUCAAAAAAAGACUGCAAAAAAAUAGGCAGUUCUUUUUUCAUAAGUCCGUGUCAUUAAGUUCUUUUUUUAUGAAGUAAGAAAAUUUUUGGAAGGCAAAAAUAUUUUUAGUUAAAGUUCCGGGUGAAACUCUUGAAAAAAACCUUGAAAAGUUCGAAAAAAAGGUUAGUUAUAAAUAAAAUUCGGAAAAUCUUUUUUUGUUUUAGGAAGAUCUAAAAAAAUUUUUUUAAGCUUCUGAUUGAGCUUGAUUUUUUUAUAAUGACAUAAAUUCUAUAAAAAAAGGCAUGAAGGACAGCAUAAUCAUUGAGUUUUUUUGAAGGAGACCUGAAAAAAAAUUACAAAAAAAUUUAUGAAAAGUCCUUAUCUAUUCAAAAAAAUACUUUCUACGGUGUUUAAAGGACCAUAGGCGAACUUCACAAAGGUCUCGAAGCGAACAACUUUUUUUUAAGGGCUUUUCUGCUUCAAAAGCCUAUGAAGAGUAUUUUUGAAAGGUCUCUACUCAAUAUUAAGCUUUUGAAUCUCUCAAAAAGGUGCCACGCACGGUAAUCCGCUAAUUGCACCUAUCAAAGGUAAUCCUGUAAUUAGACCUGGGAAGAUGGACCCCGAGAACCUAAUAAUAAAGAAAAAAAAGACCGAUGUCAAGUGUUGGUUGUCAGGACGACGGCAGCUGCGAAAAUCUGGACCCAGCCCUCCGUCCCAUUCAGAAAAAGAGAUCUUAUCACCUAUUCCGUUUCCGGUCCGAGAUAAUCCCGCCCUCGGUUCCGUCGGAGCUCAAUUAGAAGAAGGGGAGUCUCUUCUGAGCGACGGUGGGUUGCCUUUUUCCGUUCUCAUCAACCUGAAUUAUUCAUUUGUUUUUUUGAAUUUUGGGUUUGAUGGCUCUUGCAUGGUUUGCUUAGGAGUUCAAGAGUGGUCCCUAUAGGGGUUAGCGGUAAAGGCCCUAUAGUGACCGGAAGUCGGUUAUGGGGAAAACAGCCCCUAUAGACCAACCGGUUUUUCAAAGCAGUACCCAUAGGGGUUUAGAGUCUGACCCAUUAGCCCCUAAAGCUUAAGUGGUCCCUAUAGGGGUCGUUUAAUUUUAUACAAAAAAGGUUAUUUUUUCAGUUGUUCGCAUGGAAAUGCUUCUUCGAGUUCAUAAAAAUAUUAAAUAGCAUGUCCCCUCUAGUGACCACUUUUUCAAGCUUUAGUGGACCCUAUAGAGAUGAAAUUUCAGGUGGUCUCCAAGGGCUUCCAAGGUUGCCCCUAAAGGGACCACUAUGAUGUUUUCUAAGUAAAGGCGGUCCACGGUUAGCUUGCGACUAAAAAGUCUUGGCCUGUCUGCGCUCUCCACCAACAAAGCACUCUCUCUUAUUUUUUUUUCGUGUCAGGACCCAUUUUCCGAUGGUUCAAGCCAGCCGUGAAUCAACUAUCUUGUGCUAAUAACUGGUUUCCGGUUCCUUUCUGGGGCUGUUUUGCGCCAUUUUUGGAGCCUCAGAUCUUUUGAAAAAUACUUUUUCUGAAACAUUGUUUCCUCAUUUUUCGCAAGUUUGACAAUUCCAGAAAAAGCAGCCAAGAUAGCGGGCUAUCACAUGCUCCGCGCUUCGACCGAAGUCGACUAUCCGUAUUUUCCUUUUCGGAUUCCCGUCGAUUUUGUUCUGGUCAAUGCUGUUGGCGAUGGAGAUCUCAAUCAGCACAGGAGGAUCGUCUUUGAGAAGGUACUGAUUGAAAUUAAGUUGGUUUUUAAUGGAAAGUAGGGGUUUGAGUUUGUUAAAACGGCGAAAAUCAUUUGAAAGACUUUCUCUUUUAUGAAAAAAGUUUUAUUGGAUUCUAAUAGCUGUAGUUUUUCCAAAUUCAAAAUGAAAAUUUUUUCGCUCAUGCUCCGCCCCUAAUGGCACUAUAAGCCAAUCAGAGAUCGAGCCAUCCACAGAGCGUUUUCGAAUGACGUCAUUGUACUUGGCAUUCAAAAUCUGAACAGACUAUAGUUCAGUGAAUUUUUUGAAGCUCAGGAAAAGUUGAACUCUGAGUUUUCUGAUCUCAAUCGUGCGCUCCAGCAAACUAGGCCUCUGAUUGGCUGGCCACGCCCAUUUUAGUAACCAUAGAAAUUCCUUUAGGUUUAUCAUUGUGUAGCGAAAUAGUUAUGUUAGGUGAGAAAUUUUAAAAAAUCCUAACUUUUUCUUAAUUUAUUCAUUCAGUUAAAUAAUUCGAUUUUCGACUUUUUUUAUGACAAACAAAGGUACUUAGAAACCGAAAAAAAAUUUUUUGGUUUUUUUUAAAGUUUGUUCGAUUUAGUAGAGGCUCGAUGAAGUUCAGGAUAUUUUUAAAUUCAGGCAAUCCGUCGAGAAGGCCUCAUCGUGCAACACGAAACGGCGGGCCAGCUGCAUUUCACCUUGAUUAGUGCACCUUUUCAUCGCCUUUGCCGAGAAGCCGAACGUCUACAAAUCCCCUUCCCAUUGAAAGACGUGUGUCAUUUGAAAAAUGCCGCAAAAACACCUGUUAAAAAACACGCCCCAGAAAAGACGCACUGGCGCACAAUUUUAUCAAAAUUCGUGGAAAUUUUUGAAAUUGCAGUCAAAGUCAAGUAAACUGAUGGCUUUACAUAGCUCAGGGGAUUCCUAUAAUAUAUUUUUUCAUUUAGAGUGAAAAAUGGCACCCUUUGGUUACUUUUUUUCAGCUUUCAUAUAUCGCUUUUGCUGCCUUUUCUCUUUUUUGCAUCCUUUUUUGAGCCUUUUACAGCUUUUUAAAUCUUUUUUUUAGCUUGAAGUCUUCAUAUCUUUGAUAAAAAUUGAAGUAUAUUCAAACAAAAAAAAACCUUUUUGCAACGUUUUGCGGGUUUUUUUUUCAACCUCACCCUUUCUGCUAUCAUUUUCUGGUCUCUUCACGAAUUUUUUACCUCCGGGUUACAAUUUCGAUGCACAAGACCGGCCUCUGUGUAUGCGCCUCUGAUUAAGCCUUAAAUUUCUCAUUAUCUUAAAGGCGCACGCACAAAGAAAGGCUGCGGGUCUCGAGAGGGAGAGUACUGUAGCUCGGAGGAAAAUAAUCGUGAUAAGCUGGCGCGAAAUGGACUAUGAUAACCAAUUUAAUCUACAUUUUUAAGUGCCUGGUGACGCCAGGAACACCUUCAUGUUGCUUCUCCCUGUCCAAGGUCUUCGUGACGGAUGAUGAUGGUAGGCUUUUUUCAGAGAUUUUGAAAUUAUUUCAGGGAAAAUUUUUUCUUUUUUAAUCACUAAAACUGUUAUUUGUAGAGCUAAUUUUCACAAGAUGACUUGAGUUAAUUAAUUAGUUAUAUGAACAAGAAUCGAUGGGGGCGUGAUCAAAACAUCCACCGUUCCCAUGUGACGUCAUGGGAAACAAGCGUGAGCAACAGGGAAUAUUAAAGGCGCAUGUUCAAUGGGUCAUGAGACGAAUCUACUCCAAUUUAAAAAACCCGAUUUUUCUGUUUCAUUUUUUUAAAAAACAAACGCCGUGUUGAAAGUUAUUCCGCAAAAUUUAAAAUAGCCACCAGAUAGUGAAAAUUAUAACUGAAUUUCAGAAAUUGAGAUCACUAAGAAUAACUGACGAGAUAAACGCGAGCUCGGUGGCGGUACAUUGACUAACUCGCAAAAAUGUCGCUUUUUUCUAGGCGCGAUCCCGCAUUUAUCUCGGCGCGACCUCGCAUUUUUCUCGGCGCCAUCUCGCAUUUAUCUUGCAUUUCGGAAAUUUUCAAAUUGCGAGAGAAAUGCGAGCUCGCGCCUAGAAAAAUGCGAGCUCGCGCCCAGACUAAUGCGAAACCGGCGCGAGAAAAAAAGCGAGAUGUUUGCGAGCUCGUCAAUGUACCGCCAGUGUCUCGCGUUUAUCUCGGCAGUUAUUCUUAGUGAUAUCGCGAAAAUUACUCCAAACGCGGUAUGUGCGAGAGCGCCGCGGUGCAUGCACACGAUACACUACACUUUACGGGAAAAAAAAAUGGGCGGGGCGUCGCCAAAAAAACGCCAUGCUUUGAACACGGCAUCAGAGAGUUGACAAUUUUGGCGCUUUCAUUUUUUUUUUUGGUCAAUUGUUUUUAAAAAUCGUUAUUUUUUCCCAUUUUCAGUCCAUUUCAUCCACGCGCCAUUCCAACGGAAAAACGGGCUUCUGUACCUUAAUUACACCAACGAGAAGAAGUUUUUCACCUGUGCUCAACGAUGCCAUCUCACCCAUCAAAUCCUGGCUCAGAUCGAUAUCAGCAAGGAAAUUGAUGAAAAUGAGGCGACCAGGAAGAUCUUUGUGAUUUCAUUCAUGGCUAAAAAGAUGAUUGAGGGUAGAAUUUAAGGAGUCCAAGUCGUCGACGAUGACGAUUAUCAACGACGAACCGUUGAGUCGAAAAGGCCUUCAUUAUUUGUUGAUGCAGGAGGCGUAUACUGAAGCUUUUGUUCUUCAUUCGCCGAGCGAGGUUUUAGAAGAAAGACAAAAAGUGGGAAAAAAAAGUUAGCGGAAUCCUAAAGUCAACCCCCACGAAAAAAAUAAUAAAAAAACACGUCAGGAAAAUUGACUAUACUUAAGUAUUUGCAUUGGGAAAGGCUCCAUAUAAAUUUUCCUUUUAGGGUGACAAAGCUUUAUUUUCUGCGACCUUUUUGAGCCAUUUCAUCGGCCUUAUGAACCAUUUUUGCUGCCUCUCCCCUUUUCCACUUUUUUUUGAGCCUUCAUAAACUAGAAAAAAUUGAAAGACUCGAUAAAGGGACUCUUUUUGUAACUUUUCUGCGCCCUUUUUUGAGCCUCUCCCUUUUAGCAACUAUUAUUCACCAUUCCGACUAUGCCCGAGUGUACAGAAUGUGCUGAAAUUAUUAGAAAUUAGAACUUUCAGAAAGAAAUCCCCAGUAUGAAUUUGAAUUGACCUGUGCUCUAAUUGAGAGCGUUUCAUAAUUGAAAAAACUAAAAUUAUUAACAAAGUAAGAUUUUCGCCUAGCAGAGUUUUCACUUGUUUUUUUUUUGUCACAAUGUCGGAAAAUAAUAUUAAAAUGGCCGUAAUCCUAUCGAAAUUGAGGGCUUGCACGGAAUGAGCUAAAUUUAAAAUGAUUCCGAACUUUUUAGAGACAGAGGAGACAUUUAUUUAUAGACUUUGAUUUGAAAAAAAUUUGGGUAAAUUUAUUUUCGAAAGUUAAAUAGAAAUUCGAAAUUUUGAAAUUUUUGAAAUGUUUUUCUAACUUUUUAUCUUCAAUCGAUUAAGUGUUAAUAUGAUUUCAUGUGCAAAAAGACUAUUUUCUUCGCUGAAAAUUCCUUUUUCAGGAAGAACCUUACUUCAAAAAGAUGAAGGAAAACAGCUUUGUCAACUUCAUGGAACUUGUUUCGGAGAUUGAAAAUGACCAGAGGAAAAGGCUGAGCGAGUCUUGGUGCAAGUAAGGCCCAAUCUUCAAUAAGCUACCAAAAAAAAGGGUUCAGAUGGUACAAGUUCCAGCCUUUGAAUCAGAUCCGUGAUUAUUUCGGCGAACAAAUCGCUUUUUAUUUCGCCUGGCAGGGCACUUUUGUCACAUUACUAUGGCCGGCGACGCUUUUCGGCCUUUUUGUGUUCAUUUAUGGCUUUGUGGACAGGUUUCAUCAUUAGGAAAUGGCUCGAAAUUCAAAAAAAGUGCAAUUUUAGCGUCAAAACCAACCCGGCGAACUUUGGGAACUGUACAAAGUUGACCUACCAAGGGGACGAGAAAAUCGUCCCUUGUCAGUUCAAAACGAGGUAAAUUGUUAGGAACUCCAGAGCAGUCCUUAUAAAGCCCACUUCACCAACCCCUAUAGGGUCCACUUGAGCUUUAGGGGCUGAGAGGUCAGACCUUAAACCCCUAUAGAGACCACUUUAAUUGAACCCCUAUAGGGACUUUUUUUUCGACAGCUUUAGAGGUUGUUUUUACACCUUAACCUCCCAUAGGGACCACUCUGGGAAUCCUAAGUUGUAAAAUCUAUAUCUUUGGUCGCGUUUAGAAUGGCUCAAUGCGUUGCGGUCGCGUAGCGGUUUCUUUAGAGUGCGCCCGACUCGAAAUGACUUACGCUUAGCAGGGGAAUUUCUGGAUGAAGAUUCCUAGAUGGAGUUUUUUAUGCUGAUUUCGAAGUUGAGAAAUGUCCAAAAAAUCAUUGAAAAAAGUGAUUAGUAAAUCCUUCUUUUCAAUUUUCAAAUCGCCAAAAAUUAUCCUGUGUUCUCAAUGGGAUUUCUGGUAUCGACAAAUCCACGUUCAUUUUCAAUUUGAGGUCUGAAAAGAGAAAUUGCUGACUUUUUACUUCUUGAAAAAUGAUGGAUUGCGUAUCAAGCCAUUCCAAGUGCGACCAAAAGGUUCGAAAAGAGGCUUAGCUGACGUCGGAGCGCCCCGGGUCGUCCCGCGAUUCGAAGUAGCCGCCCUUGGGCGACCCCACGUUGAAAAUGAGUGAAAAAGUUAAGAAAAAUCGCCUAUUUGACCGCUUCACGGGUUGGGUCACCCCCGGGAGCGUUGCGGUAGCCCCUGGGCGUCCCAGUUUUAUCAGCAGCUCUGACCGCCCCCCUAUCGAUCUAGAUGACUUUGAAUCCCCGGUCCGGUAUCUCCUGGGCGCCGCGCCUCAUCAGCAGCUCUGA